UGGCAAAGUCAAAAAAAGGUGACAGGGAGGAGGACGGACGCCCUGCAGGAGCUGCAGCCGCGGACGUGCGCGCACCGCUGGAGGCAGUCGAGCUGCAGACCCGGGUCUGGUUUGGAGAAACUCUGGCUGAUGUUAGCGGCAGAGCGAGAAGAGAGAAGUGGGUGGGUGGGUGGGCACGACAUGUGAGCCAAGUGUGCACAGAUAAGACAAACACCAAAAGGAUGUCUGCGACAUGGGCGGCUCGAUGCUCUCAGAGACUUGACACAGGUGAAUGAGAGCAGCUGCAGAUCUUUGGGGGUUUCUGUUUUCCCUCCCCUCUCCACAGGGAGAGGACACCGACACGGCGCCGCAGCUCCCCGAGCCUGCUCCAGUCUGGCAGGAGAGGGACUCUUCGACGAGACGUUACCGCGCAGACUAACGUGACGACUUUACUGAGACACACGGGAGAGGACACAAUGUCAAAGGAGACGAGAGGAAAAGGAUCAUCACGUAAGCACAGCGCCUCUCAUUGGUGUCUGCAGAAUAUUGCACAAGAAUCAGUUGACAGCUCCGAUGACGAGUUCUUUGAUGCCAGAGCAGAUGUUAUGGAGGGGAAGAGCGCCAUUCUGCUGGGCAUGAGUCAGUGGAACUCAAAUGACCUGGUGGAGCAGAUUGAAACUCUGGGACACAUGGAGGACCAGUCACAUGACGGUCUCUACCAGCUGGGGGGUCCACGCUGCCCCCCUCAGAGCAGCAUUGAAGGACUUGAGGACAUAGAGAGGAAAUGUAAGACGCAUGUGCUGCUGCUAGUGGUGCAUGGGGGAAACAUCUUGGACACAGCAGGCGGAGACCCCAGUACAAAGGCUGGCGAUGUGGCCACCCUGACGUCAGUGCUGGAUAAGGUGACGUGGGCGCAUUUCAAGGCCGCUGCUGAACAUGUGAAGAUCCAGCUGGUGCCAUGUCCGGCCGUGUGCGCUGAAGCCUUCUCCCUGUUGUCCAAUCUGAACCCAUACAGCUAUGACGAGAGCUGUGUGUCCAGUAGCGUGGACCACCUGCCCCUGGCUGCCCUCCCGCUCCUCGCUAUCGUCUCACCUCGCUACCAGGAUGCCGUUGCCACGGUGAUUGCCCAAUCCAACCAGGUCUACCACAGCUUCCUGCAGUCAGAGGACGGCCAGGGAUUCACGGGUCAGGUAUGCCUGAUGGGCGACUGUGUUGGAGGUGUGCUGUGCUUUGAUGCUUUGUGCUUCAGCAACCACCACAGGCCUGGCAGCCCCAACAACAGCAGCAGAAACAACAGCACUGAGAGCCUCAAGGAUAACUCGGGCCUACUCGGGGAGUCCAGCCCGGGUCUGAGUUCUAGCAAGAGGCUCAGCAAGAGCAACAUCGAUAUCUCUGCCCCCAACGAAGGGAACGGUCAGUGCGGGCCGCCGCUCAGCCGUAAGCAGAGCGACUCGUAUGACGGAGACACCUCGUCCACGGGCCAGCACAGCUUUUUUUCCAGUUUGAUGAAGGACAGUGUGGAGGUGCGUGGAGGCAGUAGCACCAGUCUGAUGUUGAAUCCCGGUCGAUUCGACUUUGAAGUGUCAGACUGCUUCCUGCUGGGCUGUCCGCUGGGCCUUGUGCUGGCCAUGAGACGCACUGUGCUGCCUGCUGUCCAGGUGAGUCAGCUGCAUCCAGCCUGCUCUCAGAUUUUCAACCUGUUUUACCCUUCGGACCCUUCAGCCUCCAGACUGGAGCCGCUGCUGCAGCCUCUCUUCCACAAGUUGCCACCAUAUGCUGUGCCGCGCUAUCAGCGAUACCCUCUAGGAGAUGGACGCUCUCUGCUAAUAGCGGAGAGUAUCCAAGGCCAUUCAAAUGUGUUUUUGGAAGGUGAGCAGUCUCCUAAAGGUCCAGCUUCACAGACGUCCUCUGAGACAAAGAGUGAAGGAGGAGGAGGAGGAGGAGAAGAGGGAGGUCGUAGAGCCAGCGUGACCAGUGUGGAAAGUGAAAUGUCGAUUUGCUCCAUGGGCCAGCUGGGAAACACUAUCGCGAACAUUUCCGGUAGCUGGUGGGGCUCCAAAAGGCUGGAUUAUGCUUUGUACUGCCCUGAUGUGCUGACUGCCUUCCCAACAGUGGCUCUGCCUCACCUUUUCCAUGCAUCCUACUGGGAGUCCACUGAUGUAGCAGCCUUUGUUCUCCGGCAGCUCAUGCGAUGCGACUGUGUGAAGACCCAGGAAGCGGACAAGUUGGGCUCUGCUCCGUUCUCUCCCUCCAGCCCACGAGAAAAAUGGCUCAGACGCAGGACACAUGUCAAACUAAGGAAUGUCACUGCUAACCACAGGGUGAAUGAUGUCAUUGCCACUGAGGAUGGGCCUCAAACUCUGGUUGGUCGCUUCAUGUACGGUCCCUUGGACAUGGUCACCCUGACUGGAGAAAAGGUGGACGUCCUACUAAUGACACAACCUCAGUCUGGACGCUGGGUGCACUUUGACACGGAGGUGACCAACAGCAGCGGCAGAGUGGCAUAUACCAUACCCAAGAGCAAGAAGCUCAGCCUGGGAGUCUAUCCAAUUAAAAUGGUGGUCAAGGGCGAUCAAACUAGUGCAGAGGCCUACCUGACUGUGUUGCCACGGAGCAUGGAGUGUGUGGUCUUCAGCAUCGAUGGCUCUUUUGCUGCUAGUGUGUCAAUCAUGGGCAGUGACCCCAAGGUUCGCCCCGGAGCUGUUGAUGUCGUCAGGCAUUGGCAGGACCUGGGAUAUCUGAUCAUCUACAUCACAGGCCGCCCUGAUAUGCAGAAGCAGCGUGUGGUGUCCUGGCUCUCGCAGCACAAUUUUCCCCAUGGGAUGAUCUUUUUUUCUGAAGGCUUGGUUCAUGAUCCCCUGCGACAAAAGACCAUCUUCCUCAGGAACCUCAUACAGGAGUGUCACAUUAAGAUCAACUCUGCUUAUGGCUCCAUGAAGGACAUCUCUGUUUACAACAUGCUCGGCCUCUGCCCCCCACAGAUCUAUAUUGUUGGCAGACCUUCGAAGAAGUACCAAAAUCAGUGCCAGUUCCUGAGCGAGGGCUAUGCAGCGCACCUCUCCACCCUUCAGUUUGGGCACAGAGCCAGACCCAAGAAAUCCCCUUCAGUUCGUAUGGUCCUAAGGAAGGGCUCAUUUGGUCUCUCAGCGAAGCCUGACUUCUUGUGUAAGCGCACCCACCUGCGCAGGACCAUGUCAGUGCAACAGCCUGACCCGCCGUGCACACCCAACCCAAAGCCUGAGCGAGCCCAGAGCCAGCCGGAGUCAGAUAAGGACCACGGGGGAGGAGGCGGACAAGGCCCAUGGGGACGGCCCUCCAUACUUCGUGGAGACACCACUCCCUGACAUCCAAAAAGAGAUGGAAGGAUUGUAGGAGGAUAGAAGAGGAGAACAAAGCGGUCAUAGUGUCCAGGGCCAAUUGUCAUCUCUACCUACUGUACAUGUACAUUGGAUCCUCUGCUGCUAUCCCUUGCAGCUCAGCUUUACCUCCUGCUUGGCCCUCCACACUUUGCCACCUGUUCGGCUCUUCUUUUUUUUUUUUGACCCGCUCGGCGGAUUACGUCACUUAGUCUUUGUGCCUGAAACUUUAAACAGUUGCCGAGGGAUGGCAAUGAUUUUUGCAAAUGUCUGUGUCGAGCUAAAAUUGUGCCCAAUUGUAAAAUCAAAAGAAUGUACUUGAGAUAAUCGAUAUACACGCAUAUUCAUGCACACACAAACACUUCAGAGGAUGACAAAUGGGACGACAGAGGGAACCUGUUGAGACUUUGGCAACAGAUUAGCAGACUGCUGUGCUGACAGGUGGCCAUGUUGACUGACUCCUGCACUAACCAUCCACACAUGUAAAUAGUCGACACUCAUCAUCUCUGUGUGGACCUUUGGACACAGAAGCACUGUGACAUUUAGGUUCAAUCUGUACACGAGCUCUGCGAUCUGAAGCCCCAAUAAGCUGACCUCGCCGAACACCGGCCUCUGCCUGCAUUCCCCUUCCACUGAUAGAUGUCUCCCUCACGUUGUGGCUGGCUUACUACCCCUUCCGUCCCCUCAACCAGUCUGGCAGAACAGGCCUUCCGAAAGCCGCCUCAGACCGGGUCAGCUCACGCACGGCUCGGGCCCCUGAGGUCGCAUUUGCACUAUCGAAGUACACCACAGUGUUUCUCAAUUUAGCUGCAGUACUCACUUCAGAAACAAAGAGUUGUAUUUGUACUUUAUUGUAUUUGUAGUUCUAGUUUUCCCUGCACAUUGUGCACUGUUGCUGCCUGUUGGUUACUGUAACUAAUAUAAGUUUUAAACAGAAAUAGUUUGUAGGAAAGUGUUGGUUUGACCAAAAAAUGUUUACAGAUUGAUAGACAGAUGUAAAAAGUGAUCAGAACUUCUAUGUGCUUAAAAUGACAAUGUCAUUAUCAUCAUUGACAGCAUUAGUUUAGUUUCUUGGUAGCAGUUGCAGUAGCUUGCAGAAUAUUGUACUAUACACCCCAUGCCAGUUGAAAUUCCACCGGGAUGCCCUUGCAUCCAUUUACUACAGCUGCACUGGAACCAAUAGAUUUGUGUUGAAAUCUGAUGCUGUCUUGUGCACUCUGGGUUGAAUUGAGUCUUACUGUGGCCAUGUUUCAAAACUCUCUAAGUCAAACAUAUUUUUCUAUGAGGAAAUAUUGUAAAUAGAAAUAUUUUCAAUGUAUGUUUUUGAACCUUUUGUUGUUGGACUUGUUGAAAGGUUGAUUUUUGCCUUAAAUUGUAUUUGAUGUUAUGUAGACAUGCAAACUUAUCUGAUUUGUUUGACCAAAUUAUUGAGUUUUACUGUUACAACAUGACAAAGUGCAUUUUAUUUAAUUGGUAUUUUGCUUUGACAUGUUUUAGAUACUGUAUAUAUGUAUGUGCGUGUGUGAGUGAGUGUCUAGGUUUAUUUGUUGUAGAGUUGUAUUUAUUGUGAACAUGAAGACAACUAUGACAAGUAUAUGCCUCUGCAGAGGAAUCAGAGGACACAGGGAGGCCAGUGUUGGCAUACAGCAUGUUCUCACUGCAGCUCACUACUGCCGGCUUUUCACAACUGAGUGUGUAUUUUAUAGGUUUGGAUUGAAGCAGUGUGUGAGCGGAUUACUUAGACGAGGUUUUUAUACCUGCUAUGAAAGAAAAAGGGCUUAAGAGUUCUAAGGGGCUCUUGGUUUAACUGAAAACCUGCAAAGCUGAGUGGAACGUGCCAGUCAGAAUGGAGCUCUUGUUUUUCUUUCACCGCCUGUACACCAUAGGUGCUUCAGUAAUUAGCUAUUUCAUUACUAUUAAGUAUGUAUGACUCCCUGUAGUACCGCCCCUGUAAUUGCAGUGCACCGAUUAGCAUUAUUGGUAAUUGUAUAAUGUUGUAGAAACAAUACUGAAAUACUUAACUCCAUUUCAUUUUGCAUUUAAAAUGGUAAUAUUGAAACAUUGUUAUCCAAGCAAUGAAAUGAUCAUUCCCAUCCAUGUGUACACGAUAAUCAAAGUGAGUUUAUAAGUCUGUAUUACACAUAGUGAUAUUUUCCUUCCAUGAUGAUACACUGGAGGAGUGAAGUAUUUAUGCUAGGCAGCAUUUUUUACAACAAUGUUAGUAAAUGGCAAAUAACGAUCUAAUGGUUAAAUGUUGAUUGUUCUGUGCAUGUUAAUUAUUUGAUAUUGUUCAUUAAUGGCUAUCGAUUGUCAUAUGUCAUUGUGGUACAUUUAACUAAUAAUAGAGUUAUUAUUUCUAAAUAAGAGGUGAAUAAUAACUCCUGGACAUAAAUUCAACCACCACAUGUUAAGGCAAUUGCAAAUAAGUUCUUACAUUUCUUAAAAAGAGUUUUUAAUGGUAAGUAAUACUGAAGUGAGGCAGGGCUUUGUUACCUCUUACUGUUACCAUAGAGGUGUACUCAUUUACAAUGGAAACUGACAAAUCAUACAAAUUCCAGUUUUUCCUUUUUUUUUUUACAGUAAAUAAUAAAGUCAAUUAAUUCUGAUAUCACAGAAAAAAGAAGAGAACAGGAUAUACAAUGUAAAAAUAUAUAUACUGUAUAUUUAUCGAGAGCUUUAAAAGUUUGUCACAAUUAUUGUCUUCAAUGAAAUAUGAUGACCUCUCACUAAUGUUGUCAAAUGAUUACUAUUCACCAAAUCAGGACUUAACUAUUGGGUAUUGACCUAAUUUGCCAUUUAUUAACAAUUCUUCUGACAUAUAGAGUAAGAUUUAGUAAGUUAACUAACAUUGUGUUACAGCUUCUUUUGAAAAAAGAUUUUAUUUAUUUAUUUUUGUGGUCUUAUUUUGGUCUUUUGAGUUUUUGACACUGGCCUUUUGAAGACAAAGCACCUGAUUUCACUGCUACAAAGUGUAUUAUUUUGUACAGAUCUCCUGUGAUGAUGAAAAUGUUAUUGUGUUUAUUGGACUCAGUCAAUCUAUCAUUAUUGCAUAAAUAAAGAUAUUUCACAGAUGAAGAAUUUA
Sander lucioperca (pikeperch) is the source of this 6417-nucleotide messenger RNA. RefSeq names its product PITPNM family member 3 (gene pitpnm3). Gene Ontology annotation, biological process: phospholipid transport. NCBI's taxonomy places the organism in Eukaryota, Metazoa, Chordata, Actinopteri, Perciformes, Percidae. Gene Ontology annotation, molecular function: phosphatidylcholine intramembrane carrier activity; metal ion binding; phosphatidylinositol transfer activity. Gene Ontology annotation, cellular component: cytoplasm. The record is from RefSeq and is a predicted model, not a curated record. The transcript has 20 exons. Bases 456 to 3323 code for a protein of 955 amino acids.